Messenger RNA from Rhizoctonia solani, 423 nucleotides. RefSeq lists its product as uncharacterized. NCBI's taxonomy places the organism in Eukaryota, Fungi, Basidiomycota, Agaricomycetes, Cantharellales, Ceratobasidiaceae. Bases 1 to 423 code for a protein of 140 amino acids. Gene Ontology annotation, cellular component: endosome. Gene Ontology annotation, biological process: vacuolar transport. The record is from RefSeq and is a predicted model, not a curated record. The transcript has 4 exons.
AUGUCGGCACCGUUUCUUAAUGUAUACUACAAGCGGGCAGUAGCGACUCCAAGGGCAUGCUACAUAUGCAACAAGCCCACUACCAUCGUUUUAUCUACACAACCCGUCCUUGAUUUUAUAUACACCUGCGACACUCAUCUAUCAGAUCCCGGAUUUGCCACCCUGCAAGCUCCGGCUGUUUCGCCCACGCCAAGCGCAAGUACGGAAGAGAUAGCAAAAAUCAAAGCAGAGUGGGAGGCAAAGCAAAAGAAAAAGCAAGAGCAAGCUGAAAAGGAGAAAAAAGAUGAAGGGGAUAAGAAGGAUGAGAAGAAAGAUGAAGAGAAAGAAAAGGCUGUAUCAUCACCCAAGCCGAGUUCUCCUGCCCCUGUAGCUGGCGGCUCCACAACUCCCAAGCACGACAAAUAUGUACUACACAGGCAGUGA